AAUUUUUCACCUUUUCUCAUCCUGUGCUAUCAUUCUAUCUCUAUUCCUCACCACCUACAUUUUCGUUUUUUUUUUUGCUUUUGUCUGAAACGAAACGCAUAUCAACUUUCAUUCAUGAAUUGAGGAAAACAACUACAAAGUAAAAGCAGUGAUGGGGAAGUGGCCGUCAAGUUCCGAUCAAAAUGACCAAAAUCCAGAUGGAAUCAUGACAUCUACUUUUGGUAGAGACGUGGAGUCGGUUGCUUUCGCGGUUUUAUUAUUUUUGGCAGCUGGAAUUGUACUUUUUAUCUCCUGUUUCUUUGUCACCAAAUGCUUACAAUGCUACAAAGCCCGACAGCGGCGACUACGACGAAAAGCUCUCGGCGAAGACGACGACGACGAUGAUGAUGAUGAUGAUGUUGAUAAUGAUGUGGAUAUUGAUGAGGAUGAGCCACAAACUACAAUCACAAAUUCCAGUCCUGAUCUAGUAAAAGUGUGAUUAAUGUAUAUUGUACAAUGCAUUUUUAAAAUAAAAAUUAAUUACCG
Caenorhabditis elegans is the source of this 525-nucleotide messenger RNA. RefSeq lists its product as uncharacterized. The transcript is spliced from 3 exons. The coding region runs from base 152 to 478 and encodes 108 amino acids. NCBI's taxonomy places the organism in Eukaryota, Metazoa, Nematoda, Chromadorea, Rhabditida, Rhabditidae. The record is from RefSeq and is marked reviewed.